CCGCUUCGGCCAGUGGCCCCUUUGCCUCGCUUCAACUUCCUACUCUACUUCAACUCCUCAUGUGCGGGUAUCGCUAGGCUUUCACCAUUUACCUCGUCAUAAUGAAAGUCUGUAACAUGUCAAGGUCCAAUAAGGCCAGCAUCCUCCCCAUAGAUGACUCGAUCCAUGGUGCGACGCGUAACUCGGAUACUAUGACCAGCGCAGGAACCUGCUCAGGUCUUGGGCAGGACCUAACCGAUGAACACUUCGACUUCCUCGGGUCAACCAAGGAGAUGCGUGAUAUGAUCUAUGAUGUUUUGUUGAGGCCAGCACCGGACUUGUGCCGAGCGCCAUGGUGCCAAUCUUCACAACCAACAAGGCCCCCAGCUGUCCAUAUCAGCAACGCGCCCGUGUACAAUUGCCUCAUCGUCAAUAAACAGUUCACUCUCAAGUAUCGGGAACGUCUGUCAGAGCUCAUGACUCCGAAAGUCUCGUACUAUCCCUGCGCGGUGGUGGAGCUGCCGAUUCCUGCUUGUAUACGCUUAGGCGAAGCCGUGGAGUCGUGGCACAUCGGAAUACCUUGCGAAGUAUACAGGAGCAGAUGCCACACCUCAAGCGCUUGGACAUUCGACUGAUUGUACAGUUGCCCUAUCAUAAUGAUGGCUGGGACCAGGAGUGGCAGCAGGACCGCUUGGAUCCAGUUGAGGAAUGUUUCAUGGAAGCGGCGGCCACCAAGAUCGAGAUUGGCAGUACUGAUACCACACACGAAGAGCCGCGAGGAUGGAACUCUACCAUGUGGUGAGCUGGAGAUACUCCGGAGAAGAUGGACUUCGGACGAUGGAUGG
This is a messenger RNA of Baudoinia panamericana UAMH 10762, 824 nucleotides long. RefSeq lists its product as uncharacterized. The transcript is spliced from 2 exons. Lineage: Eukaryota; Fungi; Ascomycota; Dothideomycetes; Mycosphaerellales; Teratosphaeriaceae. The coding region runs from base 102 to 614 and encodes 170 amino acids. The record is from RefSeq and is a predicted model, not a curated record.